CCUCGGCCCAGGCCAAGCCAAGCUUCUCUCUGCACCUGCUCUCAAUCUCCUUCUCGCCAUGAGCGUUCGCCUGCAGAGUUCCUCCGCCAGUUAUGGAGGUGGUUUUGGGGGUGGCUCUUGCCAGCUGGGAGGAGGCCGUGGUGUCUCUUCCUGUUCAACCCGGUUUGUCUCUGGUGGCUCAGCUGGGGGACUCGGGGGUGGCCUGAGCUGUAGCUUUGGUGGAGGGGCUGGUAGUGGUUUUGGUGGAGGCUUUGGAGGUGGCAUUGGUGGGGGUUUUAGUGGUAGCUUUGGUGGGGGUUUUGGCGGUAGCUUUGGUGGUGGUUUUGGUGGUGGCGAUGGCGGUCUCCUCUCUGGCAAUGAGAAGAUCACCAUGCAGAACCUCAACGAGCGCCUGGCCUCCUACUUGGACAAGGUGCGCGCCCUGGAGGAGGCCAACACGGAGCUGGAGGUGAAGAUCCGCGACUGGUACCAGAAGCAGGCCCCGACCAGCCCCGAGCGCGACUAUAGCCACUACUACAAGACCAUCGAAGAGCUCCGGGACAAGAUCCUGGCUGCCAGCAUCAAUAACAACAGGGUCAUCCUGGAGAUUGACAAUGCCAGGUUGGCUGCGGAUGACUUCAGGCUCAAGUAUGAGAACGAGCUGACCCUGCGCCAGAGCGUGGAGGCCGACAUCAACGGCCUGCGCCGCGUGCUGGAUGAGCUGACCCUGUCCAAGACCGACCUGGAGAUGCAGAUUGAGAGCCUGAAUGAGGAGCUGGCCUACAUGAAGAAGAACCAUGAGGAGGAGAUGAAGGAGUUCAGCAACCAGGUGGUCGGCCAGGUCAAUGUGGAGAUGGACGCCACCCCAGGCAUCGACCUGACCCGCGUGCUGGCGGAGAUGAGGGAGCAGUACGAGGUCAUGGCGGAGAAGAACCGCCGGGACGCGGAGGAAUGGUUCCAGAGCAAGAGUGCAGAGCUGAACAAGGAGGUCACUUCCAGCACCGCCAUGAUCCAGUCCAGCAAGACAGAGAUCACGGAGCUCAGGCGCACGCUGCAGGGCCUGGAGAUCGAGCUGCAGUCCCAGCUGAGCACGAAAGCCGGGCUGGAGAACUCGCUGGCAGAGACAGAGUGCCGCUACGCCCUGCAGCUGCAGCAGAUCCAGGGGCUCAUCAGUAGCAUCGAGGCCCAGCUGAGCGAGCUGCGCAGUGAGAUGGAGUGCCAGAACCAGGAGUACAAGGUGCUGCUGGACAUCAAGACACGGCUGGAGCAGGAGAUCGCCACCUACCGCAGCCUGCUCGAGGGCCAGGACGCCAAGUAGGUCCCUCCAGCCUCCCUCUGCGGAACGUAGAGCAGGCAGGGCCUCAAAGGUCAGCCCGCUGGUGUCAGAGAGGGGACCGUCCCCUGUCUGAGCCUGAAGACGAUCUCUUGAAUCAGGCUGUGGGGACAUUUAAAACCUUUCU
Propithecus coquereli (Coquerel's sifaka) is the source of this 1439-nucleotide messenger RNA. It is a transcript of the gene KRT13, whose product is annotated as keratin 13, type I. Gene Ontology annotation, molecular function: structural molecule activity. The record is from RefSeq and is a predicted model, not a curated record. Lineage: Eukaryota; Metazoa; Chordata; Mammalia; Primates; Indriidae. The transcript is spliced from 6 exons. The coding region runs from base 59 to 1297 and encodes 412 amino acids. Gene Ontology annotation, cellular component: keratin filament.